This is a messenger RNA of Cloeon dipterum, 1252 nucleotides long. RefSeq lists its product as uncharacterized. Lineage: Eukaryota; Metazoa; Arthropoda; Insecta; Ephemeroptera; Baetidae. The record is from RefSeq and is a predicted model, not a curated record. The transcript has 7 exons. Bases 76 to 915 code for a protein of 279 amino acids.
AUCAUCUCUCACACUAAACUUUCUAGCCGCUCUUCUUGGUGUUUUUUAGGGAAAAGGCCAUCAAGAAAGAACGCAAUGUGGAAAAUAACAUGCUGGGUGUGCAAGCAAUCGGUGGAGCAGAGCAAAACUGCUUUGGCCAGCGAUGUGCACUUCUUUCGAAUUGAUAUUUGGGCGAACACCCACUGUCGAUACGAGCGGGAACUUGGAGAUGUCGGAAAUGUCGACUACCAGAGAAUCUGCCAAUCUUGCAUUAGAAAAUCCCUGUCUCUUGGGUAUUUUGAUUUCAAAAAUGAAAUUCCGCAACCACUCGCAAGAAGCAUGAUUAGCGAUGCUGUUAACUCAAGGCUUGAUGGCGUCUUGGACGGAAUCACUGGCGCCACGAUGGUAACACCGAGGAUUACCUGGCUAAGUGUCAGUGAUUUGAUGAAAUACGGAGCUGUUGGCCUGAAGGAGAGCGGUGCCUGGUUGAUGGAGUUUCGGCUGCCGCACCGUAACGUCAACUUCUGCCACCUGCGCUUCAGCAACAAGCUUAGAAGACACCUUUCCCCUAUCAUGCUUGAACGCAUUGAACCUGAGCUGGUUGGAGGGUUUUGCUGCGCAACAAUCCUGAGAUUCCUCGUUCGUCGCGCGGCCUGUGUUUGGUGCAUUUAUCGAUUUGGAGCUGCUGGUUGGCGUUAUAACUUCAGAGAAGCUUUAGUGGGAACUGCUUCUCUUGCAGCAGGCUACGCUUGUGGCUCGCUUUUUGACAGAUUGACCCCUAGCAUUGUUGAUGAAUUCAUCUCGCCUCCAUACAGUUCAUCCAAAAUUAUCGCAGGAGCAUGUUACAUCGUGUGCAACAAUGUCGCCUCAGCUUUGGUUGGAGGAAUGGCAGGGAUGUGGAUGAGGAUCUGGCUGAAUCAAAAUGAAAAAGAUUGAGGGCUCCACUUGGUUUUCUAACUCUUUAGCUUCAUCGAAAGAGAAACGCAUCGCGGAAAAUCAGAAGAUUAAGGAAACGUUAAGGGACGACUGCCUAUUUAGAGUAAAAACGUUGCGAUUAGAUAGCCAGAUAUAGAUAUGUACAAUAAUUUUUUUAUCAUUCAAAUUUAAGACGAAACUGUCAAUUCAACUGCUAAAGAAGCGCGGGGAUUCAGGGUGUAAAUAAGGAAAAGAAGAAAUCACAUUAAAAAAACCAUCGCACUCUCUUAUAAUUGAAUAAUUUGUCAGUCUAACCAAAAAGAAAAAAAUAAAUUUUUAUAAUUAGAGACGAAUAAAC